This is a messenger RNA of Pristis pectinata (smalltooth sawfish), 1698 nucleotides long. It is a transcript of the gene cep55l, whose product is annotated as centrosomal protein 55 like. NCBI's taxonomy places the organism in Eukaryota, Metazoa, Chordata, Chondrichthyes, Rhinopristiformes, Pristidae. Gene Ontology annotation, biological process: regulation of phosphatidylinositol 3-kinase/protein kinase B signal transduction; mitotic cytokinesis. The record is from RefSeq and is a predicted model, not a curated record.
UGCACGCGCACGCAGGGCGCCCGCGCUCACGCACGUCCACGUCCCGAGAUGCGCCGGGGCCGGAGGCGGGGGGGGAAUUUGAAUUCGCACGGUGGCGCUUGGGCGGGCGGUUAGCGAGCGGCCCGCGUCCGUUAGUCGGUAGCGUGGCCCCACCCGCCUCAGGAAAUGACCUCCAAGAGCAUCAUUAGUAGCCGCUUCGGCUUCGGCAAAGUCGCCGUGUCCAAGUCGGACGGCGAGGCGGAGAAGCUCCGCAAGGAGAACGCGCUGCUGAAGCGGUCCCUGGAGGAGCUGAGCAAAGGCCGGACGUGGGAGAGGGAGAGGAACAGGCUCCUGGAGAAAAUUCUUGCACUUGAAACUACAAAACAGAAGCAGAUCCAAGAACUUGAACAGAAAGAUAAGCAGAUUCUGACAAUGAAAGAUCGACUGCCAAAAUCUGGUGGAAAUGAUGUGACUACUCUAUGUAACCAGCUUGCAGAAAAAACUAAAGAUGCCAAAAGAAAAGAGCAACUCUUCAAGUCCUUGAGUGAGGAAACUGAAAAUCUGAAAAGUGAAUUGUCUGCAAUCACAUUAAAAUGUAAAGAACUUGAAAGCAAUGUUCCAACACUUCAACCCCCGAGCCAAACUGCAUCACAUGACUUUGGAACUGUUCAAGCUCAACUGAAAGAUGCUCUUGAGAAAAAUCAGCAAUGGCUAGUUUAUGACCAACAGCGAGAGGCCUAUGUCAGGGGGCUGCUGGCCCGGAUAUUUGAGCUGGAGCAGGAAACUAGAAAAUAUUGUGAGACCAACACAGCAAAUGAACUGUCAGAAGAUAAACAGAAACACUAUGACCAACUUCUUUCAACUGCUAAAAAAGAUUUCGAAGAACAACAUGAGAUUGCAGAGGGACUAAAGUCAGAGCUUUCUGAAAUGAGAAAGCGAUAUGAAGAAAAGAACUUGGAAGUCAAGGCCAUAAGUAUCAAAUUACAGGCAGAACAAGGUUGCAACAAAUGGAAGGCUGAUGAAGAAAGGAAGUGCUCAGCAGAAAAGAUGCAGAGACUUCAAACUGACUUGGAGACCUUAAAAGCCCAAUAUGAAGAGGAGAAAAAAAGAUCAGCUGACCUUUUGUAUCAGAUCCAGCUCCUUCAAAGGUCCUCCAUAAACCAGCAAGAAGAACAAUCAAGAAAUAGAAUAAUGGAACAACAGAUGCAGAACAUUUCUUCAGACUUCGAAAAUGAGAAACAUGAACGUCAAAAUCUGCAACAUCAAUUACACAAAGUCUUGAAAGAAUUGCGCAAGGCACGAGAGCAAAUCGCAAGGCUUGAGAAUACUCAAGUAGAAGACAACCGCCUCCUAGAGCCAGUGUUGAACAAAAGUGGUGAAGAUCAAGAGAAAUCGCGUGUUCCAAGAUCCAGAAAUCACCUUGAUGAGAGUUUCUUGGAAUGUCCCAAGUGCAAAGCUCAGUACCCCACCAGUCGGCACCGUGACCUGCUGGAGCAUGUUGAUAUUUGCAAUUACUAAAUUCUGUUGUUUUCCCAGCCCCCCCCCCCCCCCCCCCCCCCCCCCCCCCCCCCCCAACUCUUUUUCUCUUCUCUGUCCCUUCUCUCUUCUCUCUCCAGUUGCACACUCAAAGCUUGCAAUCCCAAAGUUCUGACACCAAAGAAUAAUUAAUUGGGACAUUAGAUGGCUUUGAUCUUUUGAAUACAUGCAAAAAGUGGCUGA